Molecule: messenger RNA, 4695 nt
Organism: Asterias rubens (European starfish)
Lineage: Eukaryota; Metazoa; Echinodermata; Asteroidea; Forcipulatida; Asteriidae
Product: breast cancer anti-estrogen resistance protein 3-like
Exons: 9
Coding region: 517-3117 (866 amino acids)
Biological process (GO): small GTPase-mediated signal transduction; positive regulation of peptidyl-serine phosphorylation
Molecular function (GO): guanyl-nucleotide exchange factor activity; phosphotyrosine residue binding
Source: RefSeq, a predicted model, not a curated record
UUUGCCCCGAGCAAACUCAACAAGUCAGGAGAGAAGUCAGAAAUUCCGACAUUCAGAAUUGGAUAGACCGCCCUCUUGCUUGUUGAAGCAGCCGCUGGUAGUGUAUGAGAAAUACAGAAACAUUGCAAUUAAACUUUCUGCAAUUUCAAUUGGGACAAUUAAGGUUUCUUCUUGUUUGCCAGCCCCAGCCAGCAUCAUUAACAUUGCCCUCAGCAAAUGGAAACCACAUGGAGGGGACAUAACUUGGAUUGAAUCUUCAACCAGGGUUCAAACAAGGUCAUCUCAUUCUUGCAUCGUUCACACACAACUAUGGGCUCAGAGAGCAUUAUUUGCCAAGCCAUUCAGAAGCGAGUGUCAAUGAGAUUCAAAGUGUAUUUAUAAAGCUAACAAGACGUUAGCGUUCAAUAGACUCAUCUGUGACACUUUAAUCGGUAUUGUUGAAGCUUCUGUCUGCUCGGGACGUCUCUCAAAUCGAAUCGGCAAUCUACUGGUAGAGGAACAAAUACUGGAGUCAAUAUGAGGAGGCCGGAGUAUCAACGAUCGAAUAGUUGGUCCUAUUCCAGUAGACCUCCAGGUAGCCCAAUGAGAACUGUUACAGCAGGCCAAUCCGGAGUCACCAUGGCCUUCCAUCUGACCAUAGAGAACUGGCUCAAGGCCCUGGAGCUGGAGCAGUAUGUGCCUAUGUUCCUGCAGUACCAGGCCGUUGAGAAUAUUCUGCAUCUCUCAGAGCGACAUCUGUCUGAGAUAGGAGUGACCAACUCAGCGCAUCGUGCCCGACUGGCAUCGAACCUGGUGUACAUCAGGGAGAAGCUCAAGCGGACCAGUAUUGCAGGAAGUCCUUUGAGCACCUUCACGCAACCCAGGCCGAGGUCGUCAAUAGGUGGCUCUCCGUACAGUUCACCGAAUCCAUCACCGUCAACAAAGACAAGCUUUCGAUAUAGCACUAUACCAGAGGGAGUAACAACAGAGCUUCCUCCGUCCCCAAGUUACCUCAAGAUGGACCUGUAUGACACAUCCCCCGAGGAGCUCCGCAAAGAACUGGAAUCCGAGCUCAAACUCCCAAAUGAUGACAUUCGCAGCCACGCGUGGUUCCACGGAGGAAUCAGCCGCGACAAAGUAGAGAAACUCCUGGUCAGUGACGGCGACUUCCUCAUACGGGACUCAAUCUCGCAGCCCGGGAACUAUGUCCUGUCGGUGAGGUGGCGUAGCGCCCCCAUGCACUUUGUCAUCAAUAGGGUGAUACUUCAAGCCAAUUCGCCGUACGCUUCGGUGCAGUAUCAAUUCGAGAAGGAAUGUUUUGACUCGAUCCCGUCUUUAGUGAGAUUCUACAUCGGGAAUGCCCGACCGAUCUCGCAAACGUCGGGGGCGGUGAUCCGCCAGCCGAUCAAUCGAUCGGUGCCUUUGAGUUUCAUCGACAGCAAGUACGCCGCGAUAAAUCGGUCGCAAGCGAGUGCGUACACGUACGGAGUCUUACCGAGGAGGGUCGUCACGCCAAGACUUACCCUCAAACAGGAUAGCUUUCGUCAACGAUCAGGAAGCCAGCCUUCAGUUCGGAUGUCUGUUGUGGACAACGCGGCGUUAGGAAGAUCAGAAAGUUCCCCAACAAUAAACGGACCGGUUAAUGGAUUCGGGAUGCCAGAAGUGGGCUCUACGAACGAACACAAACCUCUCGGUCGGACGGGUAGCGAACCCAUAUUGGAGUCGCCCGAUAGGGACUAUGCACAGCCAACAACACCCAGCGAGGGAUCGACCAAAACAAUCGAAGUUGCACCCCCUCUGCCACCCAUGAGGAAUAAAACGCCUAGUCAAAAUGUAACCAACGGGAACAUUGCCCCGCCGGUAGAGCCACCCAAAGUAUCAAACAGCAGUUUUGAUUCGCCGAGCAUGUUCAUCAACGACCAUGUCUACAGUGAAAUAGAACAGUAUGAUCCCCUUCCGGUAAGGUUCUCCGUGCUCCACGAUAAAUCAAACGAUAAACCCGCAGUGGUUGAGGAAAACGGUAACGAAGUUGAACCCGAAUUGAAACCGCGGAAGCGGCACUCGGACACGAGGAACUCAGUACUUGAUGCGGACUACUCCAAAGUGGCAGAGAACGACAAGGAUGUGGAGGAUAAACUUGAGAAACUGGUCACCCCUUUGCCACAGGUGGAAGAGUCCUCUUGUAUACUGUUGUCGAGUUUUAAAACAACACUCAUGGGGGAUGACAACAAACCCUUGGAAGGAACUAUUUUAGCCGAGGGGAAGCAAAGAAUUCUAGACACGGACCCUGUUGUUCUUGCCAAGCAUAUCACAAAGCUUGAUUUUGAGAUGAGUCGGAUAACAGACACAACAAAAAAGCAGCCUGGUCUUGAGGUCAUCACAUUACCACAGGGGGCGCAAAUAAGAAGAGAUCUGUUAGAAAGGUAUAACUGUCUAAAGACGUGGUGUGCCGUGAGCGUGUUGACGUGUAGUGAUCCCAACCAGAGGAUACGAAUGUUAAAUCAAUGGAUCCAGGUUGCUGAGGCCUUAAAAGGAACCAUUGGGAAUCUAUUCAGCUUCACAGCCGUCAUGGACGGCCUGGGUUGUAAACAGUUGAGACAACUGAAAUUAUCGUGGGAGCUCCUGAGGAAGAACCACACCAGCAGUGCCCUCAACUACGAGACGAAACUACGCUCGCUGCUCAAGUCGUUGAACGCCGGGGAGAAUGCGAUCCCCCUGACCAAAACGAGUAUCCCACACAUAGUGCCUGUCAUGCAAUUGCUGGAGAGAGAUUGGACUAUGCUCGGCAGUACGGACUGGAGUCAACCAGCCACUAAGGAGACUCUGGAGGUCUUACCGACGGGGGAGUCGUGGGAAGAAUCCACCACGGGCUUUGGGCUGGACUCGCUCCUGAACCAUUUACAGAACGCCCACAUGUUCUGCCAGCAGACUAAUCUCUACCGUAUCAACGCCAACUCAAAGCUGAUGAAAUUCUUGCCCCAGGAUGAGAUUCUGGACUCAUGCCGGCCGGAGUUCCACAUGAGACUGUUGUGGGGCAGCAAGGGGGCCACAGUGGGGGCAGCCGAGAGGUAUGAGAAAUUCGACAAGAUUCUGUCCGUCAUGGCGGAGAAGAUCGAAACGAUCGGGCCGAGCGUGUGACGUAUGAAGCAUCAGUACUUUAGUGUGUGUGUUAUUAUAUCAAGGCCAUGUCCGAAACAGCGACCUCAACUUUACCUACGGUCAGAUCGCGUGUGUCUGCCUAUCCUUUAAUAAUAAUAAUAAUAAUAAUAAUAAUAAUAAUAAUAUCACAGCAUUUAUAAGGCGCGCUUUAUCUGUGAAACAUUCAAAGGUGCCGGUCUGAAAGGAAAGAAAAAAACCCAAGUUCAUGAAAAGGCCUGCUGGAAAAGAUAUGUUUGAAGUUGCCGCUGGAAGAGAGAGAUGUUGUGUGUUUCUCUGAUGUGAACAGGUAAGCUGUUCCAGUGCACAGGGGGCAAUACAGGAAAAGGCCCUGUCCCCGUAGCUGGCUAAAGCAGGUACGAGGAACAAAGAGCCUGUUGCCUGAUGCUCUUUAACACUGACCGAGGGGCUAAUCUAGCUGUAGCCGAAGUCGACGUUUCGGACACGACCGAAUGUCAACUAAAAAAAAUCUCUGUGGAUUUAAAUCAACGUCAGCAAAUUAAGAUAUAAACCUACUAUCAUAGAGUUAUAUACAAGAACUAGAGGGCACACUGGCCUAUACACGCGCCCCGGCAUGCGAGCAUGCGGCCAUUUUCUAAGUUGACAAAACCGCAUCGCACAGCAUAUGUUAGUGGGGCCUAUUUGUAAGUUGACAAAACAGCAUCGCGUAGCGUUCAAUAAACACAAGCUCGAACGUAUACUUCAUAUUUAACGCGCAAACAGAAUGGCGCGCGUGUCUCCUUGCGGUCCCGUCGCGUUUGUGCAAGCAGCAUCACCAGUGCACCCUCUAGUUCUUAUUAUAUAACUCUAUGCCUACUACAGACCUCCGUCGUCGGAUAUUCUGUACGAACUAAAUGAUAAUGAUAGCACUUCAGUGGUGUGUUGAAAUGGAUCAGACUAUUUUUCUUCUUCAGAGUCUUGUGUUGAUUUCAUUUGAAAUAAUAUAAGGAAGAAAACAGACUAUGAAAAUGAAACUAUUGGAGGCAGCUUCAUAGAGUACCAUUACAGGGUAGAGUGUACUUGUACUUCUGCAACCCCUCCCCCCCCCCUUAUCCCUUAAGAAACACCCAGAAAAGAAAAGAAAAUGAGCAACAGAUGUCUCUAAAAUUGUACAAUAUUGUACAAAUUAAACAAUAUUUAUUUUCCUCAUCUGGUUAAAAUUGUCCAUAUUGUGUGAUUUAGAAUGUAAAUAUAAAAGCACAAAAAUGAAAGAUAAUUAUAUAUAAUAAGCAUAUAUGUUUAUUUUCAGAACCUUAUUUUCAUUGGAGGUUUGAAUCAAACCUGGAACCGCUUUUUAUUUUGUCUAUUAAAGAAAUAGAUUUUAUUUUAAUUUAUUUUAUCCACAAGGCAAGGUCCCAAAUUGUGUAUGUAUCUUCCUUCACAAAAUUUAAGAUAUUAAGAUUUGUCUCUUUUUUUGAUGCAGAUAAAUCUCAAACAAAAUAUACAAAACCCUUGAACUACUUACCAUUUGAUUUUUCGGGUUGAAGAAUUGACUAGAGUGGGAUUCGAACCUACGACCUCCGGAUUAAAGUGCCGGCACUCUACCAACUGAGCUAUCUA